CUGUAGCUUAACCACACCAAAAAUAUCUUCUUCCGCCCUGUUUUUUGCUAUGUCCCGUUCUGACCCGUUUUGCAAUGUUGUGCCACACGUUCAAAUAUGUUCCGGCCCGUGCGCGAGUAUCUUUGGUCUGCCCGAUGUUUUGGUACAAUGUUCUGCUCCGACCCGUGUUCCGGUCCACACGUUGUGAAGCAUUAAUCUGAAGCUGCAUGCGUUGAGCCUCAGCGGAGUCAUAAUGCUGCUCUUAAACUGCUCCCAUGCAGUAAUCUGAAGCGCAGCUUUUACUGGCUGGAGCGCAAUUGACUUUUCAGCAUCUCUGCUCAUCAGCAUCCCCCCCCCCACCCCCCACCCCGCCUCCAGCUGACGAGCGUAUUGGCAUCUGCAUCCUUCCGCCUCACUGAAUUAUUGAAGAGUUUGGAGCAUCCUCGUGUGCAGCGGGUGAAUUGUCAUCGACUAUUUUUCUCUUUCAAAUGGACUCACGGAUGUGAUUCGGUUUCCAGCGCUCCCCCCCCCCCCUCCUCUUCCUCCUCCUCUUUAGCCAGGCGGGAUGUUCCCGUCCUCGUCCAGAAGCUCUGCGUUCUCGCCCUGGUCGUCCAUGGAGCAGUCAGACUCGGAAGCGUUGGACAUCAGCGCCAAGGUGCAGCUGCACGGCGUCCUGUGGAAGAGACCAUUCGGGCGACCUUCGGCCAAGUGGUCCCGCAGAUUCUUUGUGAUCAAAGACAGCUUUUUGCUCUACUACGCCGAGAGCGAGAAGAGAAGCUUCGAGAGCAGCAGGAUCUUCAACAUCCACCCCAAGGGUGUGAUCCCCCUGGGAGGAUGCGUGGUGUCGGCCACGGAGGACAUGGGCAUGCCCUUUGGCCUCGUCAUCAGCCUGGAAGACUUCUCGGGCACUGUGGUGGUGGCGGCUGAGUGUGAGGAAGAGCAGCUGCGCUGGAUGGAGAUGCUCCAGGAGUCGGGCAAAGUCACGUGGAAGAACGCUCAGCUCGGGGAGGCCAUGAUUGAAAGUCUGGAGGCUCAGGGGCUUCAGCUGGCCAAGGAGAAGCAGGAGUACCUCGAUAAGCUGAUGGAGGAGACGGAGGAGCUCACCCACCAGCGAGCACAGAGAGAAGAGCUGGAGCGUCUCAAUCAGGUUCUAGAGGAAGAGAAGAUGAAGUACGAGGAAGUAGUGAUGGAGCUCAAAGCAGAGCAGGAGCAAAUUAAACUCGACCUGGACGGCACAACUCAGUCUCUCCAAGGUGUGGAGAGUGAGAAGGCGGAGCUGAGCGGCCUGACGGUCAUGCUGCAGAAGUCCAUCGAGCAACUCUCACAGGAGAAGCAGAGAACUCUGGAGCUAUUGGAGGCCGAGGAGGAGGAGGAGGUGGAGAAGGUGAAUGAUGAUGAUGAUGAGGAGGAGGAAGGGGUGGAGAACAGGAAGGAGCCGGGGAACUUGGACCUCCUGCGGGAUCUGCACCACAUCGAGGAGCAGAUGAAGCUGCUGCUGAAGGAGAAGGAGCAAGCAGAUGAGAAAUUGCGUGAGAAUCAGCAGCGGGCAGAAGUCCUGCAGCAGGAGCGAGAGUUUUACUCGUCGCAGGCCACGACGCUGCAGCAGUCGCUCUCUCAGCUCACCGCAGACAAGAGGCAAACCGAGGCCGAGCUGCAGGCGGAGAUGGAGUCUCGCAUGGAGCUGGAGCAGAGGCUGAAGCAGGCCGAGGAGGCCCUCCAAGACCUGGAGAAAGGCCUGGACUCUCUGGAUCGCAGCAGCGAGCGAGACCAGAGAAUGAGGGGCGACGUCACUCAGCUGAGGCGCUUCUUCGAGGAGUGCAUCUGCGCAGCCGAGAUCGAAGCCAAGCUGCCGGCGAUCAUGAAGAACGCCGUCUACCUCCAUAAGGCGGCGGCGCGCAGGAUCAAGAGCUGCCGCGUCCAGAGGAGAGCCUCGAGACGACACUGGCUGAAACACUCCAAGUCAUUUGCCACGGCGAGCCUCGACGGCGGCGUGGGCAGCAGUAUGGAGGAGCUGAGGGAGACGGCGCGCCGCCUCACCUGCGACAGCAACUUCCGGCAGAGCGUCUACAAGAUCAUAGCGCGCAAGGACGUCGCCACCAGCUUUGACCAAGACUGACGCCGGACGGACUACUCGUCCACGCGGAGGUAGACGUUAACCGCGUUUGUUAAAGCAGCGAGGGAAAUCACGCCUGUGAGAUCGGAAUGUAAACACCACAAACAUGGCCCAGGUUAGUAUUAGGGUGACAUUAUAGUUGAUUAUUGUAGCAGAUACUCUCUUCUAAUCGAACUUGGGGGUGCCAGGGCCCUUCGACGGUUAUAAAAACUUUAGCCCCCCUGACACUAGUUUCACCUAUCGACAAAAAAAAAAGUCUCAAGGAAGCAUGCCUGAAAUUGAACAGGAAGUCGGCCAUUUUGCUUUGAAUCAGGCUUUUGGGGGAAAUUCCCUUGUGACUCGUACUUGUGAUUUUGCUCCAAAUUAGCUCAAAUUGGAAACGGUUGUCCUACAACGGGUAACACUAAAUUGCCUAAAAGCUUUUUUUUUUUUUUUUUAACCCAGACGCCACCUAAUGUGGUCAUAACAUGGAUUAUUUGUGAAUCCAAAUGAAUUUAGAUUCAGUCUAAAAGUGAUCAUUAUCGUCGUUGAAGGCAUCCUUGACUUCUCAUUUCGCCGGCCGUAAAAGAAACCCUAUCUGCUGAAAAUACGCAGAGUGGGUUGGUAAAACAGCACUCUCUUGUGCGUGUGUGGUCACAUGAAGCCUUAAUUUGGGGCUUGUUGAUGUCAUCAUAGUAACAUAACGCCAAAUGCUACUGUAAUAAUAAGCUGCAUUAUAUGUACCGCCCCAAAAUCUUUUUGCUGCAUAAUACAAUCCGGGCUGAUAUACUUGAUCCGAGGGAAUAAAAAGAAU
This is a messenger RNA of Hippocampus zosterae (dwarf seahorse), 2885 nucleotides long. It is a transcript of the gene plekhd1, whose product is annotated as pleckstrin homology domain containing, family D (with coiled-coil domains) member 1. Lineage: Eukaryota; Metazoa; Chordata; Actinopteri; Syngnathiformes; Syngnathidae. The record is from RefSeq and is a predicted model, not a curated record. Bases 545 to 2095 code for a protein of 516 amino acids. The transcript is spliced from 13 exons.